AUGCUCGCCCCAUCUAAUCGCCUGGUCCAGAACCGGCGUUCCCCACUCCCUCCACCUUCGUCGCCGCCAGCGUGCUACGCUGCCUCUAUCUCCGGGUGGUGUCCGUGUCGGGGUUCCGGAAGGAGGAGAUUCCCCUCCAUCGCCGCCGCUCCGUCGUUCAGAGCCUCAAUAUUUUCAACGCCGGUGAAGACGGGGACGGGCGGUCCAGUCGCUGAGAUGGGGGUGGGAGAUGUGGACGUCUUCGUGGAAGUCGGCAACAAGCUGGCCGACGCCGCCGGCGAGAUCAUCCGCAAGUACUUCCGCAAGAGCUUUGAGAUCGUCGACAAGGACGACCUGAGUGGGUGCUCCCCACUCCCCCGGAAACUAGAUAAACAGAGGGAAAAAAGGGGAAAAAAUCAGAAAAAAAAAACCUUUCUUUUGAUUGCCCCUGUUAACCCAGAGAUUAUUCGUUCUUGUUGGAUUCUUCUCCCUGGCCUGGCCUCUGAUCGAUGGGCGUUCACUCUUGCAGGUCCUGUGACGAUUGCCGACCGGGCAGCGGAGGAAUCGAUGAUCUCCAUCAUCUUGCAGCAUUUCCCUUCCCAUGCAAUGUACGACUUCUCAUUCUCCUCCGCUCGUUCUCUUUUGCAUCCAUUCGCCACUGCAAAUUAAGAAACCCCUGCUCAAUCCCAACGCUGAAUCUUUCAGUUACGGAGAGGAGAAUGGCUGGAGAUGCAGAGAGAUUUAUGCCGAGUACGUCUGGGUUUUGGACCCGAUUGACGGGACGAAAAGCUUCAUCACCGGUAUUUAUCUAUCGAUUCAGAGUCCAUCCUUCGUCUCAUACUCUUCAUGAACUACGAAGAUUCUUCAAAUCCAAUUCAUUCCAUUGUUCUGCAGGCAAGCCCCUGUUCGGGACUCUGAUCGCCCUUCUUCACAAGGGGGAACCAGUAGGGUUUAUGCUCAGUUUCUAUGACAUGGAUAUCGAUCACCAGAGGUUGAGAUGAACUUGUGCAUCUGAAAAGAAUAAUAUUUUCUUUAUUUUCAGAUUGUGGGCAUCAUCGAUCAGCCAGUUUUACGAGAGAGAUGGAUUGGAGUGAAGGGAAGGAAAACUACACUCAAUGGAUCGGUGGUUUCUGCCCGUUCCUGCAGCAGCAUUGCCCAAGCCUAUUUGUAUGCAUCCGCCCCACCCUUCCCCCGCAUCAACUGAGCUAUAAUUAUCAUCCAAUAUGAACAUACGAUCGAAUAUGGUUUGCUAAACUACUGUUAAAUCAACAAAAAUCUUCACGAGGAUACUGUCUUUUGGAAAUUAAUGGCUGAUACCUCUCCUUCUUGGCUGGCAUUACGACCAUUCUUCUUUGGCAUCGCUGUCUUUCUACCAAAAGCAAUGAUUCUAUCACAUGGGUCUGCAGGAAAUAUCAAAAACACCUUCAUUUUUUUCUCCGAAAUGGGUAUUUUUUUCUUCCAAUGCUUGAAAAUAAAUUCCACACGACCAUUAUUAAUUACGGAAAUACUCCACAUCCCAUUUCGAUGUAAUUACUGUAUGAUUACCAUUCUGCACUCAUAUUUCAUGUUUCCCUGCAAAAUUAAGCCCAUGCCAACUAUUGAAUCCUCGGCAGGUACACGACCAGCCCUCAUCUCUUCAGCAGCGACGCCGAAGAAGCUUUCAUCCGUGUUAGAGACAAGGUCAGCUGAUCCAUCUUACCAUUGCCGCGGAUUACCAGUAUUAUAUUAAUUGGCUGACACAUCGGAAUACCAAGUUGCUUAAUUUUCUUUCUCCCUUUUUCCCAGGUGAAAGUUCCACUUUAUGGUUGUGAUUGUUACGCCUAUGCCCUCUUAGCCACAGGAUUCGUGGAUCUUGUGGUUGAGUCUGGGCUCAAGGUCAGCUCUGUCUUCUGAACCCCCCCCAUCCCCCCCUCGUUGACUUACAUUUCUUUUAUUUCACAUUGAGCAAUGCCCAGCUGGUGAUCUUCCUUCAUGGUUCCCUUCUUUUGAUCUCCAGCCCUAUGACUUCCUUUCGCUUAUACCCGUUAUAGAAGGUGCCGGCGGCUUGAUAACUGAUUGGAGAGGACAGGAUCUCCACUGGGAGGCGUCACCGGAAUCCAACCCCGAAUGUAAAUAUUCUAAAUCAUCUGCCAAAGUCCCAAGCAAUUAUUAACUAUAGUUACCUUAUUUUUCGGGUAGGAACAAUAAUUUAUGAGCCGGGUACCUAAAUCUACCUCCUCUCCCAGGUUUCAAAGUGGUUGCAGCAGGCGACCCGCAGCUCCACCAACAGGCUCUGGACCUGCUGCAGUGGGAGUAG
Molecule: messenger RNA, 2275 nt
Organism: Spirodela intermedia
Lineage: Eukaryota; Viridiplantae; Streptophyta; Magnoliopsida; Alismatales; Araceae
Source: the annotation of a GenBank genome assembly